Molecule: messenger RNA, 840 nt
Organism: Fusarium tjaetaba
Lineage: Eukaryota; Fungi; Ascomycota; Sordariomycetes; Hypocreales; Nectriaceae
Product: superoxide dismutase Fe-Mn family
Exons: 2
Coding region: 1-840 (279 amino acids)
Biological process (GO): superoxide metabolic process
Molecular function (GO): metal ion binding; superoxide dismutase activity
Source: RefSeq, a predicted model, not a curated record
AUGCUUCGUCCGAUAUUAAGGGCCCCUCGCUCCGCCUUUGGACUCGGCCUGCGCUCGACAGUCAAUGCCCGCAGAUCUAUCCAUCAUGUUCCCCAACUGCCGCACGACUAUUCUGAGGGUGUUCCUAACCUCAUGAGCCCUGGAGGUUUCUCGAUCGCUUGGACUGAAUAUAUGAAGCUCAUGGUGGAGAAGCUGAAUGCUUUGACUGUUGGCACCGAGCUCGAGGAUAAGGACACAAAAACAAUCGCUCUCAUGACAGCCCGCGAGCCUAACCAGGCCCCAAUCUUCAACUAUGCUUCCAUGGCACACAACAACCACUUCUUCUUCCAAGGCAUCGCACCAGAAGGAACCCCCAUGCCCGACGCCCUCCGUAGCGAACUAGAAGCCUCAUUCUCUUCCAUCGAGACCCUCCGCCGCGAAUUUAUCAUCACUGCCUCCGCUAUGUUCGGCCCAGGCUUCCUCUGGCUCGUCAAGGCUGGCCCCGGCGACUAUCGACUUCUGCCCACCUAUCUCGCCGGAUCUCCCUACCCCGGCGCUCACUGGCGUGCCCAGACCACCGAUAUGAACGCUGUGGGCAAGGAUGGCUCUGCCCGCACUUACAUGCACAACCAGGCGUUCGGCGCCAACAAGCGAAACAGCGAUCUUCCCCCAGGUGGUGUCGAGCUGGAGCCUCUUCUGUGUCUAAACACCUGGGAGCACGCAUGGCUGUUGGAUUGGGGUGUAGGCGCUGGUGGCCAGGGCGGAAAGGCUGCUUUCGCCGAGUCAUGGUGGAAGUUGAUCGACUGGGAGAAGGUGGCUCAGAAGUCGGGAGUGCUGCGACCUGGCUUCAAGUCUGCGUAG